GAACUAUUUUAUUGUGAUCUUAUCCUAUAUCCACAAUGGAUUCUUUUGUAAUGAACACAUUAAAAGAAUGGGGACUAGAAGAAUUGAUUCCAACAUUUGCAGCUCAAAAAAUUGACACCGAGGUAUUUAACACCCUUACCGACAAUGAUAUUGAGAGCUUGAUAAGUGAAGUGGGCACCAAAAGGAAAUUUUUAAACAAGUAUCAAAACUUAAAAAAUUCUGUACUUCCUGUUACUGAAAAGAUUUUUAGUGAGAUAAUCUUUGAUACUGACUGGGCCUCAUCUAGCACGACAAUUUUAUCGUCGCUAUCUGAUAUAAAUCCAAGUCCAUCAACUUCCAGUGUUCCAUCAAAGGAUGAAGAAAUUCUGAUUAAUGAAAAGAAGUGUUUAAAUAAGGCUACAGUGGGUUUACCACGUAAAAUAUAUGCUAACCAAAACUGUAAUUCUGUAAGUUAUGCUCACAUACACAUACACGUAAAAAUUUUUACUUAUAUGUAAGGUUAUCAAAGUUUGUAAUAUGUAAAACUUUUG
Linepithema humile (Argentine ant) is the source of this 530-nucleotide messenger RNA. The record is from RefSeq and is a predicted model, not a curated record. NCBI's taxonomy places the organism in Eukaryota, Metazoa, Arthropoda, Insecta, Hymenoptera, Formicidae.